Molecule: messenger RNA, 2719 nt
Organism: Acanthopagrus latus (yellowfin seabream)
Lineage: Eukaryota; Metazoa; Chordata; Actinopteri; Spariformes; Sparidae
Gene: rln3a
Product: relaxin 3a
Exons: 3
Coding region: 940-1380 (146 amino acids)
Cellular component (GO): extracellular region
Molecular function (GO): hormone activity
Source: RefSeq, a predicted model, not a curated record
GUCUAUCACUGACAUCAACUUUUUACUACUAGGCGGAUGAUGUGCCAAUGAAAGUCAUAGGUUAAUCUUAGUGCUUGUCAAAAGUGUCAUAGCAGCUCUGUCUACUACCCAUUUGUGCUCCUUGUGGAACGUUGUUUCUCACCAUCCUUGUAACAGAGCUUUUCACUCUGUUGGACUCUGACAAGCCCCUUCACAUUACAUAUUAGAGAAACAUUUCUAUGUUCUAUGGAAUGAUAGAGCAAUCUUUAUGGAAACAGACUUCAAGUAGCCCAGCGUCCGAACAGUGUGGCCACACAUCUGGAGUUCUCAAAUCUAAAGCAAUGUAAUGCCAAACGCUUUGCCCUCUGCCCUAUCAGAACUCCCACCGCCUUCGAUUUCAGGAAUUCUACCAAAUGCCACCCCUCUCUUCUCUUCCUGUGCAAGGGUUUUUAGAGUCCCUUUUCCCGUACAUGCCCACUUCUUCUAAUUGGUCACUUUGGUAAAUUAGCCAAUAGACAAAAAGAGGAGUUGACCUGUCUCCCUGCUCAUCUCCAUAACUCAUCAACUUAAGGUCUUCUCCCCAAACUGACACCUUUAUUCUUCUACGGAACAUAAACGUUUGGGCAUCUCCCACCAUUUGGCGUGCAGGCCAACCUCAGGUUUAGUACUUUAUGAUGGCUAAACUUUCACACUCACACAACUGAAAAACUGCUUUAGGACCCUUGGAGCUGUCUCUGACUGUAUCUCUCCAUUGAAUCUUUUCCUCUUCCGGAAAAGGCCUGCAUGCGCAGUUUGCACGUCUACAUGCAGAGCUCGAAUCCCCUUUAUAAACCACGCCUGGGUCACCCAGAAAGUCAUAGCCAUUGCAAACAGGGUGACAGAAAGCUCAGAACUGCUCAAAGCAAAGAAAUCGCCUAUCAUUUCAACCAUUUCAGUUGAGCUUUAUUUUCUCUGGGUACCAUGUGGAAAGCUGUGAUGCUGGCUAUGUGUCUGCUGGUGGCUGGGGUUCAGCCCAUGGAUGACCCAACAUAUGGGGUGAAGCUGUGUGGUCGUGAGUUCAUCCGUGCAGUCAUCUUCACUUGCGGGGGGUCACGAUGGAGACGGUCAAUCAGUGCAGAUGUUUUGGAGGACCCAUUCAGCUCCCGUCAGGAAGAUUCUUCAGAGGGCUUGAAUCACAACUCUGUGGUGGAGACUCUCCUCCAAAGGAACAGAGAAUUAAGCUUCACGCCUACAGACAACAAGGAGGGCGUGUUCAGCAGGCCGGCCCGUUCUUUCAUCACAGAAGAGAUCCUGGAAGCCCUUCGCAAGGCUGACCGCAAAGGCCGGGACGUGGUGGUGGGCCUGUCCAAUGCCUGCUGCAAAUGGGGCUGCAGCAAGAGUGAGAUCAGCUCCCUUUGCUGAGAGUCACCAGCAGACAUAUAUUGUACACAUAAUUACACAGACACACAAAUAUACACACAAACUCAUGGAUCUUAGGUCAUGUUAUGUCCUGUGUCAUUCUGUUAACCUAUGACAUUAAUUGUUUGAAUUGUUGUUGGGUUUUUUUCCAAGUAUCUAUGAAGUGUAUGGAAAGGGCUUCCAUGUGUUCAAAAAUGUUUACAUAUAUUUUUCUCUUGAAAAAUGCAUUCUUGACUUUGUAAUGAACAGCUUUCAAUCUUGAACUAAGCUGUUUUGUCCUUCCCAACCACUAUCAUACACGCUGUUAUUUAUAUAUAUUUUUCUGCUUUAAGAUGAAUUGCAAUGACGGCAAAAUAAAUCAGAAUGAAUAAUCUUGUUUGUCAGUCAUUAGUGGAUUAGGGAUUUUGCAUUUGUUUCAUAGCACAAGAAGUGCUAGAUGGGUUAAAUAUUCAGACUCAUAAUACAAAAUUGUGUUAAAGAAGCACUGGAUUGUUUUAUUGACAUUUCCACAACUACAGAGGCUAAAAAGUAGCAUCACUUCGCCAAAAAUACAACACACACUAGCCUUUCGUAUUUUGUAUUUCAUCCACACUUCCCUAAAAUCAUACACCACGGUGACAUGUGACAUGUUAGUGAUCAAAUAAAUACUGAUCUUACCCUUGUCUUUGUGAUUUAAAGAGGGAUGAUGUCACCUCUUUGAGAUGAACCUCCCGAUCAGCGAAGUUGGGGUGGGGACAUUAAUAUCUGGCAGAAAUACUAACCUGUGUGGCGAAAAGUAGGUAACAGCCAAGAUAUCAUGUUAAAAUAUUACUUCAAGUUAUCCAUAGGAAUCGCACUUUAGUAAAACUCUUUAAGUAUCUGACCAUAAAUAUACUUAAGUGUCAAAAGUAAUUUUCAAAAAACUCCAAACUGGUUACUGGUGAAUAAAGUUAGUUAAAUAAAUGUAGAAACAGGUUAGAAACCACUUUUAAUAUUUAACAAAGCCUUCAAUUUCAUACAUCUAUAUGUUUAAAUGUAAAAUCCUAAUCUCGAAAGAAACUACAGCUGUCAAAUAAUUGCAUUGCAAUAGAAUCUACAUUAUAUACGUCUGCUUUGUGGAGGAGAAGAAGUAGACGUAGCGGGAGAAGGAAUGUGCAAGUUAAAAAAAAGAGUUUCGUUCUGAGUAAGACGUUUCAGGAACUCAUAGUAAGUUUACAAUCACUGCUUGACUUCUCAGUAGCUGUACUAUCCCGUGGACGAUCUAUUUUGCUCUCCUCUAUCUCCAAAACUUUGGUUAUGGUAAGAAGCCACAUGUGUUGUCUCGGUAUAUUAAAAAAAACGCCUUCUAACCACGACAAACACG